Molecule: messenger RNA, 679 nt
Organism: Manduca sexta (tobacco hornworm)
Lineage: Eukaryota; Metazoa; Arthropoda; Insecta; Lepidoptera; Sphingidae
Product: larval cuticle protein A2B
Exons: 3
Coding region: 75-599 (174 amino acids)
Cellular component (GO): extracellular matrix
Source: RefSeq, a predicted model, not a curated record
AUAGUCAAUAGUAUAAAAGCUGAAACUAUGUACCAACCAUUAUCACACUUGAUUGUCUCAAUUAAGUAAUCAACAUGUUCUCUAAAAUUGUUGGACUUUGCGCUCUGGUCACCGUGGCCCAAGCGGGACUCUUAGUGGCUCCAGCUGUACACUACUCCCCCGCCGCAUCAGUGUCCUCCCAGAGCAUCGUCCGCCACGACGAGCUCGCGCCCGCAGCCAGGCUCGCUGCCCCCGCUGCUGUCGCCUACCACGCCGCUCCCGCUCCUCUCGCCUACCACGCUCCGGUCGCUGCUGUGCUCGCUCACCGUGAGGACCAGGAAUUCAAUCAUUGCACUCUACAGGCGCACCCCAAGUACGAGUACAACUACUCCGUUGCUGACAGCCAAUCUGGCGACAACAAGUCCCAACAGGAGUCCCGCGACGGUGACGUCGUGAAGGGAUCUUACUCGUUCCACGAGGCUGACGGCUCCAUCAGGACCGUGGAGUACUCCGCUGACGACCACAACGGUUUCAACGCGGUGGUGCACAACUCUGCCCCCACCGCCGCCCCCGCUCACGUCAUCAAGGCUGUCCCCGUCGCCCACUACUACCACCACUAGAAAAUAAUACGUUUUUAUUGUGAAAAUGAUUAUUAAAUUAUUUAUUUAUUGCAAUAUACGAACAAAUUGAAAUAAAACUA